Messenger RNA from Symbiodinium sp. CCMP2592, 1047 nucleotides. Lineage: Eukaryota; Dinophyceae; Suessiales; Symbiodiniaceae. The record is from the annotation of a GenBank genome assembly.
GUAUACGAGAGUAGCUUCCUUCCGGUAGAUGCUUCAAGCACCUACCGUGAAGAGGAUGGCCUCUGGCAUACAAAGGUCUUCCCUUCCGACAACCCUUCGAGCCGAACAGACGCAGUGAUGCUGGACAACUGGAUCAGCAAAUCGCUGGAGGAAGUGGAAGACAACCUUACCGAAGCCCAGCGGAGUCGAGAUGACUUUGCAGACACGGUCCAGGAGCUGGUCCCCGUCCUCUCGGUGGCGCUGCACGAGAUUGUCCGGCAGGUGAUGCACCACUGUCCCGAACGAGGUGCGGCCUUGCAGAAGAUAUGGCGGACCUAUGUGGAGCUUUUCGAGCGGGUCUUGGAGCAGAUGCGACAGUCCCUGAAGGUUCACAAGGAACGCACUGGCGAGAUCCAGCAAGAGCUGAAGCAAGCAAACCAGGAAGUGAAGGAUCUCAAGCGGGAGCAUCCCGAGCAAAUGCACACCAUCAUCUCUGAGCUUGAGGCCAAGUUCAUGCAGCGUCAGCGCAACUACGAACAAGACCUGCAGGAGGCAGAGGAGGAGAACCUUGCGGCAAAGACGGCCAUCCGCACCCAGCACCGCGAGAUGGAGAACUGGUAUCCAGGCUUUGCUCACUACCAGGACUCCUUCGUCAAAAACCUGCUUCCUCAGAUGGAGAACGAUGGCGCCUCAGCGAAAAUGUUCAAGGAGUCGGCUACGACGGAAGAUGCAGUUCCUGAGGUGGCGAUGGCGGAGGACUUCAAGAGGCUGCUGGCUGCGCUGCCACCCGAGAAGCGCAAGAUCAUAGGGAAGGAUCUGAUGGGUUUGAUCGACGGCGACGAAGUACAGCGGAUGCAAGACGAUGUCCCACAAAGCUUGGAGGACCAGCAGCAGGAGAUCGAGGAGAUCGAACGUUUGCAAGGUGAGCUACAGAAGCAGGAGGAGCACAUCAAAAAGCUGAAGCUGGAAAUUGCCCAGAUCGAGACGGCCAAUCUUCCCAAUGAUCUGGAACCCCCAGCGGAGGAUGAGGAGCAGUCGCCCUAUGUGCCAGGUGUGAUGCUCGUUGGU